UGUCGUCAUGCUGCUACUGAACAAGAUAGUGGUGGCUGUAGUGGUGUUAUGGGUGGCGGGCUAUGGCGCGGAGGGCACGGAGACCACGGAAGAAGAGGAGGACGGGGACCUGGAGACUUCGGAGACUCAAGAUGGAGAGAGGGAGGCUAGGGAGACAUUAGGCUAUGAUCCCUAUGAGUUUGAGGCUCACGAUAUUCCUCUCUUAAACCAGAAACAUGUGAGUUACGACUUCGCGUACAGUGUCCGUGAUGACGACACUGGCGCCUCCUACAGUCACGCAGAGGAACGAGAAGGCAAAACAACCCGCGGUGAAUAUCGGGUUUCCCUCCCCGAUGGCCGAGUCCAGGUGGUGUCGUAUAUCGCAGAUGAGAACGGAUACCGGGCCAAGGUGUCUUACGAGCCUCUUCACGCCGUCCAUCCACUACACGUACAAGAGGCUCUAAAGUACGCCCCGGAGAUCAACCCCACCACCCCGCGACAUCCCCGGCCUCCUCCUGGCUACAGUGCGCGUCGACCACCAAGGCCACGAGCACGAAGACUGAGACCUCGACCAACCACUCCCUUCCCGUCUACUCUUGGUCACCCUGACGCUCCUCCGCACCACCACUCGAUACCAAAAGACGUUCCUUACCACCCGAUACCAACUCAAGGCUCAGAUCUUCCCAUACCAACACGAGGCUCAUACCUUCCCAUACCAACUCAAGGCUCAUAUCUUCCCAUACCAACAGACGUUCCCCAUCAUCCGAUAUCAACACAAACUUCCUACCUUCCCUUACCUAAGGAAACCCCUCUCCAUCCGGUACCAGUGGGACCUCUCCUUCACACGAUACCAACAGAAUCCUCAUCCUACCUCCCGAAACCAACAGAAUCUUCAUCCUACCUCCCGAUACCAACAGAAUCCCCAUCCUACCUCCCGAAACCAACAGUAUCAUCCUCCUACCUCCCGAUACCAACGAAGGAUCCUUAUCAUCCUCCAAAACCAACAAAAUCUACGUAUUACAGUCCCUUACCACAUAAGACUACCAACUAUCCAACAUCGAAAUCCUACCUGCCCACACCUUUCUCCUCCUCACCCCAACAGGACUCAACACGCAUCACAACGUAUAAGCCUCGUUACCCCACCACCCAAGUGCCUCACGUUACUACAGAACCAUUAUUUUACCCCAGUGAUCCUACCCCAGCAACUCACGGGUCUAAACUAGGGUCAACUUCGCCAAUCACAGCCUCGACCCCUACAGUCACCCCUCUAGCUUAUAAGACACUUAAGACAUUAGCGCCUCUGAAGCUUCCUGAAGUGACGAGUUAUAAGCCCAAGACAACAACUCCUGCAGUCACGACCUACUCACCCAAAACACUCAAAGAUAAAUCCACGUCUUAUAAACCUGCCUCUAUAUUCCCCAGUACCCUCGCCCCUAUCACUCCCUCGCCUCGUAAAUCAACCUCAUAUUCUUCCCCUGGACCUUACUCUCCUACCCCUUAUCCAUCCUCAGGGUCUUAUUCUCCCUCGCCUUAUCCAUCCCCUGUUCCUUACACUCCCUCACCUAACCCAGGCCCUUACUCAACCCCCUCAUCCUACCCAGGCCCUUACUCAACCCCCUCACCCUAUCCAGGCCCUUACUCAACGCCCUCACCCUACCCAGGCCCUUACUCAACCCUCACCUACCAUGUCCUUACUAACCCCUCACCCUAUUCUGCUUCCCACUCACCAGCACCCCCACCAUACUCAGCGCCUUAUGGGCCAUCACCAGGGAGCACCGCCCUUUGGGGGUCCUUCACCCCGAACGUACGAGUCUUACCUGCCCUCCUAUUUUGGCCCCCAGUACGGCCCCCUGCCUUCAGGGCCCCUCAUACCCCCCUAGAGUCAAGGGACUGCCCCUCCACCCCAGAGACUUCUCACCGGCCCUUUUUUUCCCACCACUGCCGAGUCUCCCCUGUAAAGUGA
Homarus americanus (American lobster) is the source of this 1942-nucleotide messenger RNA. Its product is annotated as adhesive plaque matrix protein-like. The transcript is spliced from 3 exons. The record is from RefSeq and is a predicted model, not a curated record. NCBI's taxonomy places the organism in Eukaryota, Metazoa, Arthropoda, Malacostraca, Decapoda, Nephropidae. The coding region runs from base 8 to 1942 and encodes 644 amino acids. Gene Ontology annotation, cellular component: extracellular matrix.